AUGGCACCCAAGCGGCCUUCUUCCUCACGGGCGUGGGAUGGACUCACGCCAUCAUUGUCGCAAUGGAACCUGGACGCUGUGGCCUCGAUGGGCUUCACGCGCAUGACUCCAGUCCAGGCUUCGGCCAUCCCUCUGUUUAUGGCGCACAAGGACGUGGUCGUGGAAGCAGUGACCGGCAGUGGGAAGACGCUGUCCUUCCUAGUUCCUAUUGUAGAGAAGCUUUUGCGCCUUGAAGACCCGAUCAAGAAGCAUCAUAUUGGAGCCAUUAUUAUCUCGCCGACACGAGAGUUGGCAUCACAAAUCUAUCAAGUUCUUCUGUCUUUGCUCGAAUUUCAUCCCCCGUCGGCUGCAGCCAUUCAUCCUCCCGAGGGCGAUGCGCCUCGUCCGAAGUCUUCCUCGUCGGUCCUGAAAGUCGUCCCACAACUCCUCUUGGGUGGUUCCACAUCCCCUGCAGAAGAUUUAAGCACAUUCCUCAAGCGAUCCCCAAAUGUACUAGUUUCUACCCCUGGAAGAUUGUUGGAAUUGCUUUCAUCGCCCCAUGUUCACUGCCCGCAAUCAUCGUUUGAAAUGCUAGUAUUGGAUGAGGCCGAUAGGCUUCUGGACCUUGGGUUCAAGGAAGACCUGCAAAGAAUCCUGCGCCACCUCCCUAAGCAACGGAGGACAGGUCUUUUCAGUGCCAGUAUCAGUGAAGCUGUUGAUCAGAUCGUCCGUGUGGGCCUCCGGAAUCCCGUCAAAAUCGCCGUCAAGGUCAAGGGCGGUGCUGGGGCCGAAGACAAACGUACCCCGGCUAGUCUGCAAAUGACCUACCUGACAACGCCUCCGGCACAUAAGUUCUCCAUCCUGAAACGAAUUCUGACCUCCGUCCAACCUACGCCUCAAAAAACCAUAUUUUUUGUGUCAACAUGCUCCAGCGUUGACUAUCUUACCCUCAUAUUACCUAUUAUUCUAGGAGAUGGAUACCUUCUUGUCCCUCUUCACGGGAAACAUCCCGCCAACGCCCGCCAGAAAAACUUCACCCGCUUCACUACCUCCACUACCCCUUCCAUUCUCCUAACUACCGAUGUCGCCUCCCGAGGGCUGGAUAUUCCAUCUGUCGAUCUAGUGGUGCAGAUUGAUCCUCCAUCCGAUCCGAAAACGUUUAUCCACCGUUGUGGUCGUGCUGGGCGUGCUGGGCGCAGGGGCCUCAGUAUCGUCCUUCUCCACCCCGGCCGCGAAGAAGACUAUGUCUCGUUUUUGGAAGUGCGCAAGACGCCUGUGGCGCCCUUCACCCUCACGGAUCCCACCAGUGAUAAGGACGCCGCCGCUGCAACUCAACUAGUACGCAACACUAUUCUGAAAGAUCGUGCUCUCCAUGAUAAGGGCCAGAAGGCUUUUGUCAGCUGGCUUCGUAGCUACAGCAAGCAUCAAGCAGCUAGCAUUUUCCGUGUUCCUGACUUGGAUUGGGAGGCUCUCGGCAAAGCAUGGGGUCUUCUCAAACUUCCCAAGAUGCCAGAACUUCGCACCUUCACCGGAGACAAAAUGCUGGGUGUCAGCAUCGAAUGGGAUACCUAUGUCUACAAGGAUAAACAGCGCGAGAAACGGCGCCAAGAAGUCAUGGAAGAGUAUGCACAAGGAGGCGGCAAUCAGGAGCAGGAUGCGCGGAAACGCCACGCGACCGAGAAUGCCUCCUGGAGCCAGAACGUGGAGAGCCGAGAGAAGAAGCUCAAGCGCAAGGAGUUCAAGAAAGCACGCAAGGAACAGGAGAGAUGGGAGCAGCUGCCAGAGCUAGAGAAGCAACAGUACCUUGAGACGCAGCGGAUGGUCGAGGAAAUUCGUCUCAAAAAUGAGCAGCAACGGUUAUUACUGACUGCUGCCAAUGCGGAAGCCUCGAAAAAUGCAGGUGGUGGUGAUGAAUUUCAGGGGUUUGAUUAG
Molecule: messenger RNA, 1911 nt
Organism: Penicillium canariense
Lineage: Eukaryota; Fungi; Ascomycota; Eurotiomycetes; Eurotiales; Aspergillaceae
Gene: spb4
Product: ATP-dependent RNA helicase SPB4
Exons: 3
Coding region: 1-1911 (636 amino acids)
Cellular component (GO): nucleolus
Molecular function (GO): nucleic acid binding; ATP binding
Source: RefSeq, a predicted model, not a curated record